Molecule: messenger RNA, 6626 nt
Organism: Columba livia (rock pigeon)
Lineage: Eukaryota; Metazoa; Chordata; Aves; Columbiformes; Columbidae
Gene: CFAP97D2
Product: CFAP97 domain containing 2
Exons: 7
Coding region: 1893-2573 (226 amino acids)
Source: RefSeq, a predicted model, not a curated record
CAGGCAACCACAAAGGAAGUAUAAAGCCACUUCCCUUCUAUCACAAAUUUUAAUUCAGAAACAGUGAGGCAGCUAUUCCAUGUUAUUUCUGUUUCUUAUUGGGCCAUGUUUCCAUCAAUGUAAGAGGCUAAGUUUUCCUUAUAUCUUAAGGGCUUUAUCAAAAUCAAUGAAAAGAUAAUUUUAAUGGUGCCCUUCAUGUCUGUUCACAACAGAUCACUACACACGUAGCAUUUAAAAGACCAAGGCCAAGACCCUGCAAAGCAAAUGAGAACCUAAGCAUUUCUGUUUGUUCAAGAGCAAAACACAAUUGUAUUAGUGUGCACGGUUAGAUAUUAUAUAUAUUUGAAAAAAUGCAUUUCAACUCUGUACUCUUUAUUAUUUUUAAUGCUAUUAUUCACAUCUCCUACUACAUUAACAAGAAAAUAAUAAGAACUCAAGCAGCUGAAAAGAACCUGCUUUUCAGUUCCUUCCAUCUUUUGCCUGAAAAUAAGAGCAUUGGCCUUACGGCUCAAAAUUAGUAUGUUACAAGGUUUAAAUUUUAUGUCUGAUUCUGUUUUUUAAGCACUAUUUCACAUCAACUUUAACAAAAAUCACAAACCCCUGUGUCUAACCUUACUAUUCAAAUGCAAAAGUUAGUCAAGGUACCGAUUCAAGAGACCACUGGCCCUGAUUCUGUUUUGGGUGGUUGCGUGACAGAUGUGUUGCUGUUCCCCUGCAGGCAUGUGAGACACUGCGUAAGAACAACCUGCACGAGCAGCCUUGUGCUAAAACAGAAUUUUUCCUGGUUCAUGCUUGUACAGACUCAGUCUGGUUAGUGAAUUUCGGUACUGUCAGUCAUAGGUUCCCUCUUUGCUUCCCAGUGCUUUUAUACAGUGCAAGUUAUCCUACCUGUUUUGAAGACCAGUGACAGCUGCAAAAUGUAAUUCAAGUCUCCUUAGGAGCUACGGGCCUUACUUACAAAAUGCUCGAGCCAAAAGCCAGGUCCUUUGGCAGUUUGCUGGACCCAGCUUCAGGGUGCUCUGCACCACGAGGACAGAAUCAUCAAGUGAACUGUGUCAGCACAGACUCAGCUUUGGAGGAGGCCACGCUGAGCCUGAAUGAGCAGAAGCAGCUUUUCUAUUUUUGUGUGGGCCUGAGAAAAAAAAUCUUUGUCCAUUCAUCUCCCUGCCAAACAUUGCCUACAAGGAAUGAAAGUCACAGUGGCCCUGCAGGAGAACCAGUGGUCAGGUCAGUAAAUAACUGGCUUUCAGAUGACUGACUGAGUUUUCCGUAACUCAUUACUAAACACGUCAUGCAGAUGAAGAAAGGUGAAAAGGCUGUUAAAAACCAGAACUAUUUAGCUACAAACAUAUUUGCUGUGGCUUUUAAAAAGUGCAUACUUAUCAAUGAAAGAAAAAAAUUAUUUAAACAAGUUAUUGCAGUGCAACAGAUGACACUUCCCACUGUGGGUUUGCUCAGAACGUUACUGAGGCAUGCUGUUCAAUUCAAGGCUCAGCAAAUAUAGCCCAUUAUACAGUCCUUUGCAUAUUUACAGUAGUGUGCAAAACAUUAUUAAUAGCUUACACCACUGUCUUUCCUUCAUCAGCAGGAGGUAGGUCUGGCUAGCAAAGUAUAAUUGGCAAUCUAUUUUAUAUAUUAAUAAAAUACUCUUUGGAAUGCAUUGCUAUAACAUUCACUUCUUGUUUGCUAUUCAUUAAAUGUAUUGUUUGAAAUGCUACCACCAGCUAUUCAUUCUUUUUCGGAGCACCGAUGCCAUGACAACCCCCACGUGACCGGCUACAAACAUACCACAAGUCUCCAGGGCUUUGGUUUAGGAAAGGCUCAGACUGGUAUUACUCAUACAUUUUUUUUUUUUUAAGCCCAGAUUCAGAGAUGCUUUUUUUUUGUACAAGAUGCAUCGAUCCUACCAGCCAGUUUUACCAUGUGGCAACAAAUAUCUUCAGCUAAAAUGGGACAAAGAAAAGUAUGAAGGACACAAGAAAAGGAUCCAGGCAGCAAAACCAUCAGUGGACACAAGCUCUCCUGCAAUAUACAGCCAUCUUCAUCUGAAGUUAGGGAAGCUGAAGUUGGAGGAAGACCGACAUUCCGCCAUCGAAAGAGAGAACCGUGUGCUGCUGGAGAAGAUUUCCCGCAUCGUGAGAACAAAGGGACAAAUCGACAACAAAAAUGACUAUAAAGCCAAAAGUUUAAACGCAGAAAAACGAAAGCAGGAGCAGCGGAGAGUGAGCCAUGAGAACCGUGUCAUUCUGGAUAGAAUUACAAAGGCGCAGCCUCACUAUCAGGUUCAGCGAUGGCACGAGGAUUGGCAACGAGCUGAAAAAUACAUGGCCAGCAUUGCAAGAUAUCCUCGUGGGCAGUGUAAAUCACACAGCCUGAAGGAAGAGCAAUUUAAAGAGAAAACACCUAAACAAGACAGAAAAAGAAACAAGCAACUGAAAGAAGGAAGUGUGAAGAGCAAGAUGAAGGAAAGAGAACAUGCCCACCAUGAAAGGAGAAUAGUUUUCCAGUGGGUUAAUGAGUUGGAUCCAUUCACCGAAGAUGAAUUUGAGAAUGAAGCUCCUCUCAUGCAAUGAAGAAGUAAAGCCACAUAUUCCUUUGGAGAAAACUAUUUACCUGGAUUUCCAGACUCUCAAGUUUAAGCAAGAAUAAUGAGUUGAAACCAUGCUGCCUGCGGUUUAAAAAAACAUAAUAAUAAUUCAGGCUUUAAAAAAAUAUUGCACUUGUCUUAUUGCAUUAAAAGUUGCGAAACUGAAAUCUGAAGUGUGAAUAUUUUUAUUUGUUUUGUAGUUACAGAACAUGCACAGUUCAUGUUUUCAAGUCUUCCUUUGCUCUUACAAAGUUAAGAAACCUUCUUUUGAAGGGUUUUCACCUGAUGUCCCAGCAGGAACUUAAAAUAUAUACAUAUAUAUAUAUAGGUAUAUACCACAAAAAUUGUAAUAAAACUUUAACAGUGAGGAUCUUUGUUCCUUCCCAACACUCAUGUUUGACUCUCCUUGCUAACCUCACCGAAGUCAGUUUAAUUGUUCUAUGUUUUAAAAGUGUUUCUAAAAAUAAAUGGUAAGGUUUAUUUAGAAGGGAUGUAGUAGGUGUUUAAACACUUGUAUGUGUUUAAAAAUUAAAUCAGCACAAAAGAAGUGCAAAAAAAAAAGCAGCUGCAGCAUGCAGCAGCAACUAGAGGUUACCAGGACAGAGCACAGCAUGGUGGUUUGUUUAAAUCUGUGGUUUAUGCUGCUGAUUUGUCCCUUCAGUAUUAAAAUGUUUUCAUGCCUCCAUACACCCUGCUGUGAAGGACGGAAAUGCUGCCUCCACCACAGAUAUGAGGAAUUCUGGCAUAAAGGCUACUGUCACAUUAGUCAGAGGGUCACGUUUGCACUGAACUCCAAACUCACCAUUUACAUUUCAGGACAAGCCAACUAGAUCACCAAGUGAAGUAGCUCAGGUAUAAGAAGAAUCUGAACUCUUACAUAUAAUAGAAAUUAAUCUGGCCCCAGGCACUUCUGCAAAUUAAAGCACAUGUACCUACGUCUGUACACAGAUAACCACAGAGUUCAAGAUCCAGGUUCAUGAGUCAGUGAGAGGUUGUUGCUCAAAAUAUCAUGUGUGGAUGUCACUUUCUUGCCAACAUGAGGUCCAGUUAUUCUUCUGCUUUUCUACAGAUGAAAACCCAGAAUCUGAACAAACAUAUGAACCACAAUGUGUGGAAGCGCCAGUUUGUUGGGCUACAGGAAGACACUGCCUAAUUUGUCAUCCUGAAGUACUGUUACAACUCUCCUGUUUACCAGCUAACUUCUGCUGGGACAGUAUCUGUAAAACCAUACGUGGGGUAAAAUAAGGGACAUCAGGAGAAAGAAGAUCCCAGGGGUGGGAAAGAAGGACCCUACAGGAAGGAAAAUGGAGGUAUGGUUGUUGCUGUGCUGCUAUGUCAGAGGGGCAGGUAAUCAAAAAUCUCCUUGCCUGCUGUUGUUCCAGCCCUCGUGCAUUGUUUCUGGCAGGAGCAGCCAAAGAAAAGUUAAAUGAGGAAGGAAAGCUGGAGUGGAACAUCCUGGUCACCUCCACAUCCGGAACCAUCCUCUGUUUCCUUAUUAGCCAAAUAUAACCCAGAUUUAUUUCUCUGUGGUAUUUUCUUUUGGAUCAGCAGAUUCUUUAUUUUUUAAUUAAAGCAAAUCUUGCCAAAGCUGUAGGAAAACAUACAAGCUCAAGAACAAGGGUAAUGAUUACUUGCCAUUAUACGUGUGUGUAGAAGUGAUAUAUUGCUACCUCCUAGCAAUUCACCUAUCUGAAAAACAGAACAAAACCAAGGUAAUAUUAUCAAAACCAUAGAGGAGUAAUAAUUUUCUUAUCAAUAUGUAUAAUGCUGAAAUAAUGCUGAAAUCUUUCUUCAGUCUACAGAAGAUUGACAUUUACAUACAUUGUUAAAGGAAAUGAAGAAAAACCUCCUUUGGUAAAAACAGAGAUGCAUCUUGUGAAGUGAAUCACAGCUGCCUUUCUGCAGUGUUUUCUUGUAACAUUUUUUGAGAUCUUCAAGAGUCUGAUAAAAGGAAUCCAGAAACAGACAAGAAAGAUUUUUUUUCUUUUUCUUGCCUACUUCUUUGAUGCCCAGGACUGACAGAAAAUUAAUUUUACAUUCUGCAUCAACCAGCAAAUUUUGAGUCUCAUUUCUAUUCUAAAACUCGUAGUUUUCUUCAUGAAUUAAAUAUGGCACCCAGUAACACAGUCACUACAGUAAAGCUGGAAUUUUAGUUCCAAUAAUACAUUGAUUAAACUCUACCUUCAAGAGUUUCAGUUUCAGUAUGACAAAGGUUGCUUUGAUUGUCUCCCAUCUGCAUUAUCUAUGUAUUAGGGUUUAAGUACAGCACCGUGAUUUGGGAGGCACGUGGAAUCAUGCCUGUCAUAUAUAAUCUAGACACAUACACACAAAUUAAAGCCCAUUGAGCUGGAUUCCCUGGUGCCUCCCUGGAGCUCAGCUGGCGUAGCUGCACUGAAAAUUGGUCCCAUUAUCAGGAGACAGACAAUCACUUCUCGCCUCUGCCUUCCCCACCCCCUCCUGUUGUCCUUCAUGAGGCCUCUUGCUGCAUCGUUCGUGUGCUGCCAGCUCUUUGUUGCGGCCACCGCGGCCUUUGAAUUGCUCCUGCCACUUUGCUAACGCUGCCAGGAACAGAAGCAUUUGCUGAACAGUGUAUUAUUGAUAAUUGGUUUAAUCUGGUCACCCCAUCUCUGCCAGGUUUCCACAUAACAGAGGCAUGCAAAGCAAACCUGGACGAGCUCUUUUAACAGGCUGUAUAGGGCAAGCUUCAUUUCACUUCUAGAUGCUGUAGCUUGAAGCUUACCACAAAUUAGAAUACAUGUUAACAGGUUACAGUGUGAGGAAGUACACUCUUAACCAAGCGUAGCUUGCAUCUUCCUGAGGACAACGUGACAGAUUUUGGGCCAGCUGCUGGGUACCCAGCCAAAAGGGGUGCAGCUGUAGGUUGGACACACAUAAACACCUGCGAAAACCCAAUAUGAAAGACAAGCAAAGAGGGUAUAAACCAUCAGGAAAUACUGGUUACCCACUAGCCAGAGUUCCUGCUGCUUUUCUAGUUCAUGCCUUUUGCAGCAGUUUGAUCUCCGUUUUGCUAAGCGUUUUGUGUGGUCUUGAAAACAAGCUUCUGCAUGAAGUACAAAUAACUUCAUCUUUGCUGCUGUUUUAACCUGAUUUAGUUAGCUUCAAUUAACUGAUUUCAGUUGGAGCUUAUAUUUAAGCAUUUUGCAGUACUGAUACCUCCUCUAUCAGACUUCUAGAACACAGUAGCAGCCAUGACCUAAAGCAUUUCAACAUCCCAGCUACACCCUAGGCCAGACAAAACGUAGCUGAUUAAACAUGAAAAGGUAGACAGGUUGGCAGGGAGACAAGAAGGAUACAGACCACCUGACUGUUUCAAAUUCAUUAUGGGUGCAGAUAUACAUGGAGGCAUCUCUCAGUCCAUUGGAUUAGGUUAGAACCUCAGCUGAAGUGAGCCUUACCUCAACUGUGAAAAAUCAAAGCAAUAUUUGCAAACCCUUGAUGGCAUCAGCUAAAAAAAGUAUAAAGCACAGAUCACAUUGUAAUACCAAUCAUGAAAACCUGUGAAAGUUUGCAAAUCUUCAGACUUCAGUAAAAAUAUAUAUAUAUAUAUCCACUUUUGCUGGAAAACAUCAGACAAACAAAAUUCCAGCAAAUGGGUGCAAGUGCUUAGAGCCAGUCAGGACUUGAAUUAAGAUUGAUUUCAAGUACGUUAGAGAUCCAAUCUGAAUGUUUUACACAAUUCAUUUCAGGUUUUGAUUUUGUGAGCUGAAGGCAAGAGCUCAUUUCCUCUGUGCUCAGUACAACUAAUAACAACUGUAAAAUGGUGCUGGCUGCCUGACAGGGAAUAAUACUUUUAUCCUCUGACCUUUCUGAGAAAAGGACCAAGGCUGGCAUAGCUGCACACUUGCACAUUUUUUCCAUCACAUUAAUAUAUUAUCCUCAUGCAACUAAUUGAUACACUGUAAACACAAUUUUAUUUUGAUGUUUAUAAUUUCUCAGAAUCAGGAAUUUCUUCUGCUACUGAGUUUGUAAAUAUAUACACUUUAAAAAAAAAUCUUGCUCGUAAUUGGGUCUCCUUAUA